Molecule: messenger RNA, 1360 nt
Organism: Saimiri boliviensis boliviensis (Bolivian squirrel monkey)
Lineage: Eukaryota; Metazoa; Chordata; Mammalia; Primates; Cebidae
Gene: ZBED3
Product: zinc finger BED-type containing 3
Biological process (GO): regulation of transcription by RNA polymerase II
Molecular function (GO): DNA binding
Source: RefSeq, a predicted model, not a curated record
CUCCCCUCCCGCUUUCGGGGGAGGGCCCCACGUGACGGCCCCCCUUUCCCCGCAGACGCGUGAAUGGAGCUGUGUCUUUAAGGGGGAAGCGCGGCGGUUUCCGUCCGGGACAAAAUGUCAGCGAGGCGCCUGGAGGGGGAGCGGCCGUCGCGGACUCCUGACCCGCCGCCGGCUCCGGCCGCGCUUCGCGGGUGACGGGCGUGCUGGCGCCGCAGAAUGAGGAGUGGCGAGCCGGCCCGCACCAUGGACGAGGCCAGCGGGCGGGACGACGCGGCGGCGCGGGGCGGUCCGUGUCCGGGACUGGGGCCGGCGCCGACGCCUCCCGGCCGCCUGGGGGCGCCGUACUCCGAAGCCUGGGGCUACUUCCACCUCGCCCCGGCGCGCCCCGGGCACCCGUCGGGCCACUGGGCCACCUGCCGUCUGUGCGGGGAGCAGGUGGGCCGCGGCCCCGGCUUCCACGCGGGGACCUCGGCGCUGUGGCGGCACCUGAAGACUGCGCACCGGCGGGAGCUGGAGAGCAGCGGCCCCCGACGCUCGCCACCGGCCGCGCCCAGCCCGCCGCCACCCGGUCCUGCCGCGGCCCCUGAGGGCGACUGGGCGCGCCUGCUGGAGCAGAUGGGCGCGCUGGCCGUGCGCGGCAGCCGGUGGGAACGGGAGCUGGAGCGGCGCGAGGCGGCCGUGGAGCUCGGCGAGCGCGCCCUGGAGCGGAGGCGGAGGGCGCUGCAGGAGGAGGAGCGCGCCGCGGCCCAGGCGCGCCGGGAGCUGCAGGCCGAGCGGGAGGCGCUGCAGGCGCGGCUGCGGGAGGUGAGCCGCCGAGAGGGCGCCCUGGGCUGGGCCCCAGCCGCGCCGCUGCUCAAGGACGAGCCCGAGGCGGAGCGGGACGGCUGCGUCAUCACGAAGGUUCUCCUGUAGGGGACUGGCCACUUCCCAACCCCAGCCCGUCUCUUCUCCGACGGGACCGAGGCGGGCCCGCAGCCGCUACUCACUCGGAAGCUCCCGCUAACUGUAGGGCUUUCCUCGCCCUAAGGCUUCAGCUUAAGAAGCAUUUCAAAGCCAAAGCAGAAGCAAAACUCACCUCCACGGGGUGGUCACCUGAGGUGCCUGGGUAGUCUUUCGUGGGCAUGCAUCCAGAGGAUGGGGUGGCACAUGGGACACCGGAGAGCUCCAGCAGCUCCGUGAACCCACAGCACCCCGUGUCAUGACGGCUUAGGGUUGGGAACCUGAACCUGGUGACUUUGAAAGGACAGAGCUUCAUUGCAUACCAAAGACUUGUCAUACCACGUGCCUAUACACCCAGCCCAAGGUAGAGGGUGCGCGGAAAUGAGAACGUUUUUUACCCCCAAAAAGAGUUCCUAAUGCA